AAGAAGAGGGGCUGCCUGGGGCCGAAGAGAGCCGGGAGAGUGUGAGCUGGGACGCGCGUGCGCGCGUACAGUGUCACCUUGGGCGAGUGUGGGAGCACGCGCUCGCCAGUCCCGGGUGCAGCAGGCAUUAGUGGAGAUGGCGGCGGCGGCGGCGGCGGCGACUCCGGGGGGCAGUGAGGUGGCUUUAAAGCCACGGACGUCCCCCAAGUCCGUCAAGUUCUUAUUCGGGGGUCUGGCUGGGAUGGGGGCCACGGUUUUUGUGCAGCCUCUAGACUUGGUGAAGAACCGAAUGCAGCUGAGUGGGGAAGGGGCCAAGACCCGGGAAUACAAGACUAGCUUCCACGCCCUCACCAGUAUCCUGAGGACUGAAGGACUUCGAGGCAUCUACACAGGGCUGUCUGCUGGGCUCCUGCGCCAGGCGACCUACACGACAACUCGACUUGGCAUUUACACUGUGCUUUUUGAGCGCCUGACUGGGGCAGAUGGGACACCCCCUGGAUUCUUGCUAAAGGCCCUGAUUGGCAUGACAGCAGGUGCCACAGGAGCCUUUGUGGGAACACCUGCUGAGGUUGCCCUGAUUCGUAUGACAGCUGAUGGUCGGAUGCCGUUGGAUCAGCGCAGAGGUUACAAGAAUGUUUUUGAUGCACUCUUGAGAAUUGCCCGAGAAGAGGGGGUCCCCACCCUUUGGAGGGGUUGUAUCCCUACUAUGGCUAGAGCUGUUGUUGUCAAUGCUGCCCAGCUUGCUUCCUAUUCACAGUCUAAACAGUUUCUCUUGGAUUCAGGUCACUUCUCUGACAACAUCUUCUGUCAUUUCUGUGCCAGCAUGAUCAGUGGGCUGGUCACCACAGCAGCCUCUAUGCCUGUGGACAUUGUUAAAACCAGGAUUCAGAAUAUGCGAAUGAUCGAUGGGAAGCCAGAAUAUAAGAACGGACUGGAUGUGCUGGUGAAGGUCAUUCGAUAUGAAGGAUUCUUUAGCCUCUGGAAGGGAUUCACCCCAUACUAUGCUCGACUUGGCCCCCAUACUGUUCUCACCUUUAUCUUCCUGGAGCAGAUGAACAAAGCCUACAAGAAGCUCUUUCUCAGUGGUUGAGGAGCCCCAAGGGUGCCUGAGGACCAGGAGGACAUGACUCCCAGGAAUGGGAACCUGAGGGAUCACCUACACCCUUAUAAGCUUCAAUCUUCUCUACCCUUACCAUACAUUCACUUUCCAAAGGGGGUAUAUAGAUUCUGCCCCUCAGCCUCCCAUUCUAUUUAUUUCCCCCAACUCUUUCAUUUUUCCUCCCACCCUAUUCCCACUCCUACCCCGACCCUUGGUGUGGUUUCUCCUGAUAUAAAGGACUUUGAUCUGUCCACUGCUCCAGCUUGGACUCUAUUUCCCUUUUCCUGUGGCCUCUAGAUUGCCUCCAAAGAGCCUGGAAUUUGUCUCCAUAAUUCUGGGGACUUCCAUUCACCUCAAAAACAUCCUGGAGGAGGAGGGGAGAGGGCAAAGAGGUCCUGAUAGAAGUAUCAACUUGGAUAGUUUUAAAUAGCAGUAUGGUUGGACACCUAGGGUUGUUGUUGAUAGUUUUCAUGCUUGGAAAGCAAGCAGAAAAUAGGAGAGUGCCCAUGUAGCCAAGGAGGCUUCAUGGUAAAGUAGAAUACUUUUCUCACUCCCCAUCCCCAACAGAGGGCUUAGUAAAUGCCUGGUAAGAGACAGGGUUGAAAUUUAGUAUCUGCUUCUGAAUUUCCACAUUGAUAAAGACCAGCACCUGUCCAUGCUCCAUAUGUUCCUCCCUUUCUAUCAUUACAAGUGACAGUCUUAAGCAAGACAAAGGUUUUGAAAGAUUUUUGUCCAUAGUAUGUGCCUGGGUACUCUGUCCUCCCCCUCAGCCUCAGGACAGGGGCUGCUUAAGCAAUUGGGUUCCUGGGGAACAGGAUGUCUAUUUUUUUUUUUUUUUUAAUCUUAAAAAUUAUGGUAAAAAUAUAUGAUGAUUUUAUGAAAUUAUAUUUUAACUGUGGUAAGGGAUUUGUCAUUCAACUGUUUUUCUGAAAUCAUGGAAACGUUAUGAAGUUCUCAUAUUCCUUGCUUUUAUUGGGAACUGGGGUGGAAAUGGAUUCCUUUAAAAGGGCUGAAGCCCAAAUGCUACAAGAAAGUGGAAGACAAACUGACUUCCCAAUCCUUAGACUGGAUUGAACAAGUGAGCAUUAUUAGUAGAAUCAGUGAAUAGGGAUGAAUACCUGGCUCUUUAGAGACAGAGACAAAUAGUAAUAGUAAUUAACAAAUAGUAAUUUGUUACUGCCUGUAGGGAGCCCUUGAGAAUCUGUUCAGGGAGAUGUUACACAACAUGAAGAGGGAACAGGGACUGAAAUCCAGUUCUGUAAAUUGAUUGGAAUUUACAAAGAUAAGAGACUGUUUCAGGAACAGGGAAGCAGCUUACCUAGCUAUUUGUGGAAGUGAGGCAGGGGUGGGAGAGUUAUUCAGGGGAGCAAAAGACAGUGAAGUUUAACAGAAAGAUCCUUGGAUUGGGGCUCAGGAUUAAGUUUCAGAUUCUAUUUCUGCUGCUUACUGCCUGUGAUGACCUUAGAUCAGUUACUGGGCUUUGGGUUUCUUCUUCAUAAAUGAUUCUGUUAGAUGAUUAAGCCAAAGAGGUGAAGUUGAAAUCAAGGUUCCCAAAUUUACAACUAGAUUCCCUCUUCUGCUAAUGAUUAUCAACAUUUUAAUGGAAUCAGUUCUACAAGGGAUCUCGGAGUACGGCAAGUUUCACACAUUUUAUUAGAGGAGGAAAUGAGUCCUAGACAGAAAAAGUAAUCUCCAAAGUCAUAUAUUGCCAAAGCAGAUGCUAGAAUCCAAGUGGCUUUUGAUACUUUGGCACCAUUUAGGCACUGGAAUGUAAUCUGAACUUUUCCCUGGCUUGGAUAUGAAGCAAUAGAUUGCCUAUAUUCUAGAAAGGCAAAGAAGCCCUAGAUUCCAACAUGAGUUAUGGUACCUAUUACACAAACCUCAUUGGCAUUGGGGUGGGGAAUAACUGUAAUGACCUGGUUUCUGAGUUUAGAAACAAAGCAUAAAAUUAAAACUAGCUAUAUGAUAUUGA
Sarcophilus harrisii (Tasmanian devil) is the source of this 3071-nucleotide messenger RNA. RefSeq names its product solute carrier family 25 member 11 (gene SLC25A11). Gene Ontology annotation, molecular function: succinate transmembrane transporter activity; thiosulfate transmembrane transporter activity; malate transmembrane transporter activity. Gene Ontology annotation, biological process: mitochondrial transport; phosphate ion transmembrane transport; succinate transmembrane transport. Gene Ontology annotation, cellular component: mitochondrial membrane. The record is from RefSeq and is a predicted model, not a curated record. Bases 137 to 1090 code for a protein of 317 amino acids. The transcript has 8 exons. Lineage: Eukaryota; Metazoa; Chordata; Mammalia; Dasyuromorphia; Dasyuridae.